AUGCUCACUCUCACCACCCUCCACAAACUCUUUCUUUUUUCUUUCUCCACUUCAAUCAUUUUCUUCCCCACACCUUCAAUCUCUGUUUCUUCUGAUUCCUUAACAACAACCCAAAUCCUUAGAAUCAACCAAACCCUCUUGUCCCCAAACGGAAUUUUCCAACUGAGUUUCUUUUCCUACACAAAUUUUUCUUGGUACUUGGGAAUACGUUACACCAUAGAUAAUGACAGAACUGUGGUUUGGGUUGCAAACAGAAACACCCCAAUUCAGAAUCCUGAUUCUUUUCUCCAAUUAACAAACACAGGAAGCCUCGUUAUCAUAGAUCAAUCCAAUAAAACCAUUUGGGCCAGUAUUCAAAUCAAUAAAAGUUCAACCUUUAACAACAAAAACCCAAUUCUUCAGCUUUUGGAUUCUGGGAAUUUGGUCGUAACUGUAACAGAAUCACCAAACGAAAACGACCCAUCAAAAAAUCUAUGGCAAAGUUUCGAUUUUCCAACCGACACUUUGUUACCUGGCAUGAAACUCGGUAAGAAUUUCGACACAAACACUGAGACAUACAUAAAUUCAUGGAAGGUAAAAGAACAAGACCCUUCCAACGGAGACAUAUCUUUCAAGAUGGAUUAUCAAGGUAUCCCAGAGAUUUUUCUCUGGAACAAAAACAGAAGAAUGUAUAGAAGUGGACCAUGGAAUGGUAAAAGAUUCUCUGGUGUACCAGAGAUGCAACCGGUAACAGAUUCGAUUCAAUUCAGUUUCGUCGAGAACGAGCACGAAGUUUACUACACAUUCACAAUCGGGAAACAAUCUUUAUUUUCAAGACUCGGCGUGACUCCAUCGGGCGAACUUCAAAGGCAGACAUUCAUAAAUAGCAGAAACUUUUGGAGUAAAUUCUGGUAUGCACCAAAAGACCAAUGUGAUAAUUACAAAGAGUGUGGUCCAUUUGGUGUAUGUGACACAAACGGUUCACCUGUUUGUAGUUGUAUAAAGGGGUUUAGACCCAAGAAUCGUCAAGCGUGGAAUUUGAGAGAUGGAUCUGAUGGGUGUUUGAGGAAUAAUGAACUGGAUUGUGAGAGUGAUAGGUUUUUGCAUAUGGUGAAUGUGAAGUUACCUGAGACGAAUAGGGUUUUUGUGAAUAGGAGUAUGGGGAUUUUGGAAUGUGGUGAAUUGUGUAAGAGGAAUUGUUCUUGUAGUGGUUAUGGGAAUGUUGAGAUUGUGAAUGGUGGAAGUGGUUGUGUUAUGUGGCUUGAUGAAUUGCUUGAUAUUAGAGUUUAUCCUGCUGGGGGUCAAGAUCUGUAUGUCAGAUUAGCAGCUUCUGAUGUAGAUGAUGAUGUGCUAAGAGAUGGUUCUGAUCACAAGACAGCUAAAGUUAUAGGCAUUAUGGUUGGAGGUGCAGCCAUUAUAUUUCUGGUGUUAGGAAUAUGUUUCUUGUGGAGGAAGAAAAAAUUAAAGUGUCUAUGGAAUUUGAAAGAGAAGAGAGAAAAAAAAGGUUCAUUAGAAAGAAGUCAAGAUUUGCUUAUGACUGAUGGAGUGUUUACAAGUAAUAGAGAACAAUCAAAUGAAACUAACAUGGAUGAACUAGAAUUGCCGUUUUUUGAUUUUAAUACUAUAACAAUGGCUACAAAUAAUUUCUCUCAAGAGAAUAAACUUGGACAAGGAGGCUUUGGUAUUGUUUACAAAGGUAGGUUGAUGGAAGGACAGGAAAUUGCUGUGAAGAGAUUAUCGAAAAAUUCGGGCCAAGGUGUUGAAGAGUUUAAGAAUGAGGUCAAGUUGAUUGUCAAGCUUCAACAUCGAAAUCUUGUUCGGCUACUUGGUUGCAGCUUUCAGAUGGAUGAGAAGAUGUUAGUGUAUGAGUACAUGGAAAAUAGAAGCCUUGAUGCCAUUUUGUUUGACAAAGCUAAAAGAUCUACACUAGACUGGCAAACACGCUUCAACAUUAUAUGCGGAAUAGCUAGAGGACUUCUUUAUCUUCACCAAGAUUCGAGAUUUAGAAUCAUCCAUAGAGAUCUUAAGGCAAGCAACAUUCUACUUGAUCAAGAGAUGAACCCAAAGAUAUCAGACUUCGGGAUGGCUAGAAUUUUUGGCACGAAUCAAACAGAGGCAAAUACAGUUAGAGUCGUUGGAACAUAUGGUUAUAUGUCUCCUGAAUAUGCUAUGGACGGAAUCUUCUCAGUGAAAUCAGAUGUUUUUAGUUUUGGCGUACUUGUAAUGGAGAUCAUAAGUGGAAAAAAGAACCGAGGUUUCUAUUCAGCAAGCAAAGAAUUAAAUCUUCUUGGUCAUAGUUGGAAGCUGUGGAAAGAAGGAAAUGCUUUGGAACUAAUUGAUUCGUCAAUUAUUGAUAAUUCAUAUUUACCAUCAGAGGUUCUUAGAUGCAUACAAGUUGGAUUAUUAUGUGUACAAGAGAGAGCAGAAGAUAGACCAACAAUGUCUUCAGUGGUUUUGAUGUUGAGUAGUGAAACAGCAACAAUAGCACAGCCAAAAAAUCCUGGAUUUUGCCUAGGAAGCAAUCCUAUUGAAACUGAUUCUUCAUCAAGUAAACAAGACGAAUCUUGCUCAGUGAACCAUGUUACUGUCACAAUGGUAGAUGGCAGGUAG
Lathyrus sativus (Indian pea) is the source of this 2589-nucleotide messenger RNA. The record is from the annotation of a GenBank genome assembly. NCBI's taxonomy places the organism in Eukaryota, Viridiplantae, Streptophyta, Magnoliopsida, Fabales, Fabaceae.